Molecule: messenger RNA, 2998 nt
Organism: Athene cunicularia (burrowing owl)
Lineage: Eukaryota; Metazoa; Chordata; Aves; Strigiformes; Strigidae
Gene: KCNJ4
Product: potassium voltage-gated channel subfamily J member 4
Exons: 3
Coding region: 315-1682 (455 amino acids)
Biological process (GO): potassium ion import across plasma membrane; regulation of monoatomic ion transmembrane transport
Cellular component (GO): plasma membrane
Molecular function (GO): inward rectifier potassium channel activity
Source: RefSeq, a predicted model, not a curated record
GCAUUUCACUUCCCAGCAGCUCCAGGAAGGUGGGAUAGGUCGGCUCUUGAGUCUUCAGCUUCCCCAUUCCUCAGUUCGGGGAGGACCGGGUCGGGAUGUAACGUCUGCUGGACACUCUCCCCAGGGCUCUGCCGCUGAGCCACUCCUUGGAUGCUGUACACAGGGCAUGUCGCAAGGUGCAUGCCCAGGAGCGAUUGCAAUGGCAGUGGGGGUCCCAGCUUACCAGAGGUGAAACCUGGAGCUGCCCGGUCCCAUGUGAGUGCUGCUGCAUGAGAUCCCACGCCCUCCCAGCCCCUGCAGCCCCCUGACACCUGAUGAUACAGCGAGCCAUGGGCAGUGUCCGAGUGAACCGGUACAGCAUUGUCUCGACUGAAGAGGAUGGACACAAGGUCUCUGCGCUGGGCAGCAUGAAUGGGCACAGCCGGAAUGGGAAGGGCCAUGUCCCCCGGAGGAAGCACCGCAACCGUUUUGUGAAAAAGAAUGGCCAGUGCAAUGUCUACUUUGCCAACCUGAGCAACAAGUCUCAGCGCUACAUGGCUGACAUCUUCACCACUUGUGUGGACACACGCUGGCGGUACAUGCUGAUGAUCUUCUCUGCCGCCUUCCUGGUCUCCUGGCUUUUCUUUGGCUUCCUCUUCUGGUGCAUUGCUUUCUUUCAUGGUGACCUCAAUGCACAGGUGGUGGGAGGUGGUCCCUCUCUCCUCAAGCCCUGCAUCAUGCACGUGAACAGCUUCCUAGGGGCUUUUCUUUUCUCAGUGGAGACACAGACAACCAUUGGGUAUGGCUUCCGCUGCGUGACUGAGGAGUGCCCGCUGGCUAUCAUGGCAGUUGUAGUCCAGUCCAUCGUGGGCUGUGUUAUUGACUCCUUCAUGAUUGGCACUAUCAUGGCCAAGAUGGCAAGGCCCAAGAAGCGGGCCCAGACCCUCCUUUUCAGUCACCAUGCAGUCAUCUCCGUGCGGGAUGGCAAACUGUGCCUCAUGUGGCGGGUGGGAAACCUGAGGAGGAGCCACAUUGUGGAGGCCCACGUCCGAGCCCAGCUCAUCAAGCCCUACAUGACAGAGGAAGGGGAAUACCUCCCCCUGGACCAGCGGGACCUAAAUGUGGGUUACGAUGUGGGCCUUGAUCGUAUAUUUUUGGUCUCACCCAUUAUUAUCGUUCAUGAGAUUGAUGAGGAGAGCCCACUCUAUGGGAUUGGCAAGGAGGAGCUGGAGACAGAGAACUUUGAGAUUGUUGUUAUUCUGGAGGGGAUGGUGGAAGCCACAGCCAUGACCACACAGGCACGAAGCUCUUACCUCGCUAGUGAAAUCCUUUGGGGUCAUCGUUUUGAACCAGUUGUGUUUGAGGAGAAGAACCACUACAAAGUGGAUUAUUCGCGCUUUCAUAAGACCUAUGAGGUAGCUGGCACGCCUUGUUGUUCAGCCCGGGAGCUGCAAGAAAGCAAGAUGACUAUCCUACCUUCUCCCCCACCUCCCAGUGCCUUCUGCUAUGAGAAUGAGCUGGCUCUUGUCAGUCAAGAUGAAGAUGAAGACGAUGACGAAGUGGGUGUGGUGUUAGGGGGCAACACCAAGGAGGAGGGAGGCGUUAUCCAGAUGAUGGAUUUUGGAAGCCACCUGGACCUGGAGCGGCUCCAGGCAACUCUGCCCCUAGAUACAAUCUCAUACCGCAGGGAGUCAGCCAUCUAACUCUUCCAGAUUCCCCUUUCCACACCCGUCGUCCACUGUCUCCUCCUCCGUUCUACACCCUUAUGUAGCUGGAUAAGUCCCUUGCCCACCAAAAAAUGCCUCCUAUGACUGUCUCUCAGCCCCUGAGUACAUCAAGUCCUGGAGCUGCUCUGAUAUAGCCCCUUUCCUGUGAAGUCAUACUGCCUGGAAGAGGAGUGAGGAUACACUACUCUUCCCAUGUGUGCGGCUUGUGCUAGGACCCCUUUCCCACCCAGAGACAGGAGAGCAGCAUGCCUGGUUUCUCAUCUCUGGAGAGGUGACAGAGGUCCCUGCCCUCAACGGACAGACUGGGACCCACAGCAACUGUUUCUGCUGCUGAGGCAACAGCAGACUUUCUGUCCCUUCUCAACGUGGGCAGGCCCCAUGGCUGUCAAGAGUCAUAACCAUCACUAGGAGAGGAGCAAUACCUAAGCACUGACCAGAUGAGGAUGAAUGGGAGGAUUUAGAACUCUGGAGGGAGUGGGGAAUGAUCUCAAGGGAGGGGUUUACUUGCAUGUUUAUUGCUUGUUGCACAUGACUCUUUCUUUGUAUAUAAAACAGAAUGAGAACUGAAAUCCAUAUUCUUCCACUGCAAAUUCCAAGCUAGGAGACAAGGACACUCUACGUAGCCUAUUCUGCACUCUCCUUGUAGUUUGGCAUCUGUCACCUCCAGAAGCAGCUCAGCUCCACGGACUCAGACCCAGUUCUCCCAGUCCUCUUGAAAAAUACAUCCUGCUCCUCUCCUGAGAUGCCUGGCAGAGGAGGCAGGGCCCUGUGCUGCACACUCAGACUGCUCCCUGGCACAGCGCAGCCAGGGUGACAGACAAGUGACCUGACUGGACAGCAGACCCUCAACUUGCUCCUUUCACCUCCUCCGUUCUUCUCCCUGCUGCCAUCAGCUGUAAAACUGAAUUUGUAACUAUUUAUUUUUAAUAAAGUCUAAUAUCCCAGGGGGAGGUUUGGAAGCAAAGGAGAGACCCCAAGGCUGAAGCCUGGUAUAGAGACUGAUGAGAAUUAUUAGUGCUGGUGUUUGCUAUUUGUAUGGCAUUGGUGCCUGGAAGCUCGACCAUGAGGGCUCCCUUGUUCUGGGCCUCUCUGGCAAAAACCUACAAUAGGAGGCUCAGAGAAUUUGUUUGGGGAGAAGAUCAUACAAAAUGGAGGGAGGGAAGCAUUUGCAUUAAAAUUACCAGUAGGAUGGGUCAAACAAUCCUGCUUGUUUUGGAGAUAAUGAGAGUUUUUCUCAGGGAAGGGUUAUAGAUAUGCUUGAUGAAGAGGCAGAGAUGUGCAAAACAUUGUUC